Molecule: messenger RNA, 869 nt
Organism: Molossus molossus (Pallas's mastiff bat)
Lineage: Eukaryota; Metazoa; Chordata; Mammalia; Chiroptera; Molossidae
Gene: MOSMO
Product: modulator of smoothened
Exons: 3
Coding region: 1-504 (167 amino acids)
Biological process (GO): negative regulation of smoothened signaling pathway
Cellular component (GO): Golgi apparatus; ciliary membrane
Source: RefSeq, a predicted model, not a curated record
AUGGAUAAACUGACCAUCAUCUCAGGAUGUCUCUUUCUCGCCGCCGAUAUCUUCGCCAUCGCCAGCAUCGCCAACCCCGACUGGAUCAACACCGGGGAGUCCGCAGGAGCGCUCACAGUGGGCCUGGUGCGGCAGUGUCAGACAAUCCACGGACGAGACCGGACGUGCAUUCCCCCUCGGCUCCCCCCGGAGUGGGUCACCACUCUGUUUUUUAUCAUCAUGGGAAUCAUUUCAUUGACUGUCACGUGUGGUUUGCUGGUGGCUUCCCACUGGCGAAGAGAAGCUACAAAAUACGCUCGAUGGAUAGCAUUCACUGGAAUGAUCCUUUUCUGUAUGGCUGCCCUAAUAUUUCCAAUAGGAUUUUACAUCAAUGAAGUCGGAGGUCAACCUUAUAAAUUACCCAACAACACAGUAGUUGGGUCAUCAUAUGUACUUUUUGUCUUAUCAAUUUUCUUUACAAUAGUAGGACUUCUAUUUGCUGGCAAAGUUUGUUUACCAGGCUGAUGAAUGUCUAAAUUGCUUGACUUUUUUAUUAUUUCUUAUUUUGUUUUAUUUUUUUAUUUUUGGAGGGUGGAGAGGACAAAGGCAAGGCAUCUGAGUGGUCCUUGCUUAGGAAGAUGCUCAGAGGAAACAUGCUGAAAAGAAAAAAAUGCUUUGAUUUGUUCUCACUAUGCACUUUGGAUUUUUAAAAAAUGAGAGCCUUUUCCAUAACCAAAUACAGACAAUAUUGACUAAGCUUCCUGAGCGUAUAUUCGGGCAGUCAGGUCUGCACUGUGAUAGGCACCUAGUGAAGGAGGGUGCUUUCUGCUGGAAGCAUGUGGCCCUUUGUGACUGUUGUUAUGUUUUACUGUCUAAUGAUUCAUUUGAGG